AUGACCAACAGGUGUGAUGAUGUUCACUUGCCACGGUUCUCAAUAAAGCAAGGCAUGUUCCCAUCACGUUACGUUAUGCCUUGGAAAGAAAACAUGAAAUUCAGGAAUGUGAAUCUGCAGCAAGCAGAUGCGUGUGGGAUCUAUGCUGGCCCCUUGGAAGAUUCUCUGUUCUGGGGUCACAGUGAGCGGCUUUGCCAUGGGGAAGACCGGAAAGUCAUCAUGAAGAAAGGCCCACCGGAGAUAAAGAUUGCCGACAUGCCUUUGCAUUCGCCUCUGUCCAGAUAUCAGAGCACUGUGAUCUCCCAUGGCUUCAGGAGGCGGCUGAUCUAAUGGGCUGACCUUGGGGUAGCGGUGUGCUUGCCCAACACACAAGAGGCUCAGUGUUCUAAUCCCAUUACUACCAAAAAGAAUAAAAUUAUAAAAUAGUUCAA
Molecule: messenger RNA, 431 nt
Organism: Peromyscus leucopus (white-footed mouse)
Lineage: Eukaryota; Metazoa; Chordata; Mammalia; Rodentia; Cricetidae
Product: testis-expressed protein 43
Exons: 3
Coding region: 1-330 (109 amino acids)
Biological process (GO): flagellated sperm motility
Source: RefSeq, a predicted model, not a curated record